AUGAUUCCGCUGAUCAUCCUCUCUCUUGCGGUCUCAACUCAUGCUGUGAGCAAAUAUUCAGAUGAAUUCGCUCGAUCUUUCAUGUUUCCAUUGAGCGCAGCCGCCUACGCGGACAGACCAAAAAUUUGCGUACAAAAACUGUUCGCUAAUGCAACGGUUACUGCCCGAAUCCUAGUCUAUUGUGGGUCACCAGAUUCCACCUGCUCCGGAUACACAGCGGUACUACCAGCACAAAGAGCGAUUGUGUUAAGUUUUAGAGGUACAACAUCAACUGCGCAACUAAUCGAUGAAGCGUUAAGAAGCGCUUUCGGUGAUUGGGUUAAAUGGCCGUUUGGUGGGAAUGUCUCGAAUUAUUUUGGCGCUGCUUUCGCGCUUGUCUGGAAUAAAGGAAUGGGUAAAAGCUUUGUGAGGCUCAGAAAGAAGUACCCAAACUAUGAAAUAUGGAUUACUGGCCACUCCCUUGGAGGCUCAAUGGCAUCACUGGCUAAUUCGUACAUCUUGGGGAAAGGUUACGCUGAUCCACUAAAAACGAAGUUGAUGACUUUUGGUCAGCCGAGAACAGGAGACCCAAAUUUCUCAAACACCCACAAAGAACAGGCCGAGUACGCUUUUCGGGUUACACACUGGAGAGACAUUGUGCCUCAUAUCCUAUCCAUAGGCUACAGACAUCACAGACGAGAGACAUUCUACCAAAGCGGCAUGAAACCUAAAGAAUUCAAAGUCUGCGAAGAUGGCGAGUCGAAUGAAUGCAGUAAUGGUUUGUACUUCAAAAGUAGCACAAACGACCACACACAUUACUUUGGUAAAAUGGUCAGCGAGUACGGAAUCAAGGGCUGUGUCUAA
Messenger RNA from Necator americanus (New World hookworm), 843 nucleotides. RefSeq lists its product as uncharacterized. The record is from RefSeq and is a predicted model, not a curated record. Bases 1 to 843 code for a protein of 280 amino acids. Lineage: Eukaryota; Metazoa; Nematoda; Chromadorea; Rhabditida; Ancylostomatidae. Gene Ontology annotation, biological process: lipid metabolic process. The transcript is spliced from 8 exons.